Penicillium robsamsonii is the source of this 409-nucleotide messenger RNA. RefSeq names its product putative prefoldin subunit 2. The transcript is spliced from 4 exons. Gene Ontology annotation, cellular component: prefoldin complex; cytoplasm. NCBI's taxonomy places the organism in Eukaryota, Fungi, Ascomycota, Eurotiomycetes, Eurotiales, Aspergillaceae. Gene Ontology annotation, molecular function: protein folding chaperone. Gene Ontology annotation, biological process: protein folding. The record is from RefSeq and is a predicted model, not a curated record. Bases 53 to 409 code for a protein of 118 amino acids.
UCUCAAUUUCUCGAGCUUCCUCGUGCCGACCACACCGUGACAAACAGCCAUCAUGUCUAGCCAGAAACAGAUUGACCCCAAGAAGCAGCAGGAGCUCCAGUACCAAUACACCAACUUCAAGAACACCCUCCAGCAAUUAGCACAAAAGAUUGGUGAUAUUGAGCAGGAGGCAGAAGAACAUAAACUUGUGAUUGAAACCCUCGACCCUCUCGCCGCAGACCGCAAAUGUUUCCGCAUGGUGAAUGGCGUUUUAGUUGAGCGCACUGUCAAAGAUGUUCUUCCUACACUCAAGACCAACUCGGAUGGGUUGAAGCAAGUAUUGGAGGACAUGCUCAAGCAGUAUAAGUCAAAGCAGAGUGAACUGGAUGCCUGGAAGAAGAAGAACAACAUCCAAGUUGUGCAGCCUUAG